AUGGUGUCCACAACUGGAAAGCUCCCAGUGGACCCAGUGGAAGUCCGAGGCUAUGACUUUAAUGACCCUGAAGGUGUGGACUACCAUAAACUUCUCAAGAUGUUCAAAACAACCGGAUUUCAAGCCACAAACUUUGGAAAUGCUGUUGAUGAAAUAAAUAAAAUGAUUAAAAAGAAGCUAACUCCAAUUCCACCAAAGGACUCCAAAGAGAAAGAAACUAAUUUGAAUCGAGUUGGUCGUGAAAUGACAAACUGUUCAAUAUUUCUUGGUUAUACAUCGAAUCUUAUUUCUUCUGGCACUCGGGAAACAAUAAAAUAUUUGGUCAAAAAUAAUAUGGUGGACUGCUUAGUGACCACUGCAGGGGGUAUUGAGGAGGACUUUAUAAAGUGCCUCGCACCAACCUUUCUUGGAGAUUUUGCAUUGCCAGGCAAACAGCUGAGGAUGGGUGGAAUAAAUAGGACCGGGAACCUCUUGGUCCCAAAUGAUAAUUAUUGUAAAUUUGAAGACUGGAUUAUGCCAAUAUUAGAUAAGAUGUUAGAAGAGCAAAAACAAGAGAGUACAAUAUGGACUCCUUCAACCAUGAUAGCCAGGCUUGGUAAAGAGAUUGAUAACCCAGAUUCAGUCUACUACUGGGCAUAUAAGAACAACAUUCCAGUGUUCAGUCCAGCUCUAACAGAUGGAUCUAUUGGAGAUAUGAUCUACUUCCAUUCGUAUAAGAAUCCAGGCCUUAUACUCGAUAUUGCAGGAGAUGUUCGUAAGAUGAACAACCAAACUGUAUAUGCGGAGAACACUGGUAUGAUAAUCCUAGGUGGAGGCUUAGUGAAGCACCAUAUAUGUAACGCAAAUAUGAUGAGAAAUGGUGCAAACUUUGCAGUCUAUGUCAACACUGCUAAUGAGUUUGAUGGUAGUGAUGCCGGUGCUCGUCCUGAUGAAGCCGUGUCUUGGGGGAAGAUCAAAAUGGACGCAACCCCCGUGAAGAUAUACGGCGAGGCAUCAAUGGUGUUUCCUCUUCUGGUGGCAGAAACAUUUGCAAGGACUUUUAAACGCGAGGAAUGAUCCAUCAAAUGGACGAUUUUAAAGCAUGUUGAUGAUAGCUAAAGAUUCAAUUGCCAACUUGGAAUUAUAGAAUUGAUGAGAAUAUAAUCAAUUUCACUGCAUCUAAAAUAGCUAUACACUCUUGGAAAUAUUGAAUGCGACUUUAGUGAAGUGUGUUUGUUUGAUAUAACACAAUUGUGUAUGGACAACAUUAUAUAUAAGGCUUUACAUGUAUAUAUAGGUACAAAGAUGACCAACUUUCAUUAUUUCAGCCUAAAGGAUAUCGGUGCUUCCAUUGUAUGGCAUGAAAAAAUGUACUGUACUUCAAAUAUGAUUUUCAUUGAGAAAACUAUAUAUACAAUGGCAAGAUUUCAGCAAUUUGUUAACAAGUUUUAACACGUUUAUAUACAUGUUGAUGAACUAUUGUAUAAUAUUACACAUGUGGUAUAUUGUGUAUGAAAACCUAUAACCGUACUACAGGUAAAACUCUAUGAAAUAAAUAUUCAAAAUAAAUUUUUGAAAAAACUGCAAUCAUCUUUAAAUAUGAAUAAUUUAAAAACUGUAAACAAGAAAAUGAUAUUGGGUUUGAUUUUAUAACUAUUAGAGUCAUAGUCAAAUAUAA
Messenger RNA from Owenia fusiformis, 1657 nucleotides. NCBI's taxonomy places the organism in Eukaryota, Metazoa, Annelida, Polychaeta, Sabellida, Oweniidae. The record is from the annotation of a GenBank genome assembly.